AUGUUGGACCUUCUGCCUCCGGAGAUCCUCCACCUCAUUGCAGCCCAGCUGCCGCGCGCCAAGGACCUGGCAAGCCUGGCCAAAACCUGCCGCCGCCUGCAUGAGGUCGUUGGGCCCGAGGACUGGCACAAGUUCGUGGCGACCAAGUUCCCUGGCGUCGAGACUCCUCCUCUGGGAGUGGAAGCCGCCCAGGCCCUCACGUCUCGCGCUCGAGCUGUCGACAAGCACGCGGUGGUUGGACGAUUCCUCUAUCCCCGUCCGGACGCGCUGAGGCUUGGCGGAGAACGCGCUCUGCGACGCGACAAUCCCACGCACGGAUAUCGCCCGGCCCUGGACUCGUACGAAGUGUGGCACGGCCCAUCCUGGAACGAUCGGAGGGAAGUCCUGGCCUGGGGCGCGGCCGACGAGUUGUUUCUGCGCGUCACGCAGUCCGGUGCCAAUACCCGCGAGAAAUGGGUGGCGUUCAAUGACCUGGAUCACAGCAGCAGCCUGGAUGACAUCUGCGGGGUCCAUCUCCUGCGUCCCGAGCAUCCGGCCAAGGAGUCCCAGAAGGAGCAUGUUAUCUUUGCCCGCAUGCGUGGCGAGCUGGUUCAUAUCUCGAUCGACCCGGAAGACGCGUCCCUCCAGUACCGUCAACGAUUCUUCACUGCUGGCGACAUCGAAUGUACUGAUCUGGGCCCCGGCAAGGAUCCGGUUCUCUCUGCCCACCAGAGCGAUGGAUCGGUCUUUCUCUUCCCCACUACGUCGGACGAGGACAAAGUAUGGCCCUUUGCUCGCCUCAAGCUUGAUAACGACAACCUCAGCCGCAACAGAUACUCCAAGUUUCUCUCGCCCAGCUUGUUUGCGGUUGGUACCGGUGGCAUCGACGAUGCAAUCGCCAUCUCCGUCCUCAGCCAGGAACGGGUCUCGCUGAGUCGAGAGCUCAGUGCCGAGGACGUGGAUUUCGAGAGAUGGAGUUUCGAUGUGCCUAUCAAAUCCCACGUCAACGCCAUUGCCCCUCUCGAGGCUACGGGCAACGUUUUUCUUGCAUCCUGGGGAGAUCGAGCGGUCAGACUUCACGACCUCCGCUCCAACAGUGACUUCGAACAAGCCUACCGCGACACGACGGAUCCGAACCCCAUCUACUGCGUGCAGCCCUUCGGCCACAACGGCUUCGUCGUCGGCUCCGGCGGCAACGCUCUGGUCAAGUUCUUCGAUCUCCGAAUGACCAAAACCGAAACCUACAGCUACCGCGACCCCCACCCUGGCCCUUCCCCAGCUACUGGCAACCCCAACUCAAUCACCACCGGCCUCGCCGAUCUCUCCCUCGCAUCAGUCCAUGGCCUCAGUCAUCCCCGCAAGGGAUUCAACAUCUUCCUCUCCCACCCGCCCCCCUCCAGCUUCAUCCGAGCCACGCGCGCCCGCCGCAUCGCCCGCCCCUACCGCGGCGCAAUCUACACCAUGAGCAGCCCGUCCCCAUCCUCGCCGACCAUCUACACCGGUAUUGCGGAUGGCGUCGUCCGACUGGACUUUGUCUCGACGGACGACCUCUACGGCCCGUGCAAGGAGUGGUACCGCAACCCGCUGAUGCUCGAUCCCGGCAACGUUAGCGACUGGAAUCAGCCCGAUCGCGUCUUGGAGGUAGCGGGGUACGACCGGCCUGAGACUUUGAGUGCUUCGCUGGCGCUGCGCUCGCAGGUCCCGUUUGUGACCAUCAACGAGGAGAACAUUGAUGACGAGCAGAGAACUGGUUGGGAUCGUCGCUGGGAGAAAAUUCCUGAGUCGGGUGCUUGGAGAAGACGGUAG
Aspergillus heteromorphus CBS 117.55 is the source of this 1785-nucleotide messenger RNA. Its product is annotated as F-box/WD repeat-containing protein. The coding region runs from base 1 to 1785 and encodes 594 amino acids. Lineage: Eukaryota; Fungi; Ascomycota; Eurotiomycetes; Eurotiales; Aspergillaceae. Gene Ontology annotation, molecular function: protein binding. The record is from RefSeq and is a predicted model, not a curated record. The transcript is spliced from 2 exons.